CUUAAACUGUCUUACGAGCUAUAUAGAAAAGAAAUAAGAGCAAUGAAUAUUUCAUUCGCGAGACUUGGGAAUGAGGAAUGUUUUGAAUGUGAAAAGUUUAACUUACACUCAACAACUACUCUUCAUCAAAAAAACAAUUUACCCGAAGAUUGCGACUCAUGCAUGUUAUGGAAAAGGAGGUUAUUUUCAUUCCAAGACUGAUUUCCUUUAAUGAGUCCUUUGUACCAGUUGGUCAAUAUACAAAGUCCACGAAACCUCUGGCGGUGGUGUGGCACGAAGCAAUCCGAGGAAGGAAAAAAGAAGAUUUGAUUUCAAUAUUUUAUGCGUUUCUAUUGAGAAAUAGAGACGUGUCUAACAUAACGAUUUGGCUGGACAAUUCUGCAGCCCAAAACAAGAAUUGGGCUUUAUUCUGUUUUUGUAUCUACGCUGUCAAUAACUGUUCAGAAUUGGCCUUGAAAACUUUGGAAAUAAAAUACUUUCAGUCAGGACAUACAUUUAUGUUGGCAGACGCGUUCCACCAUCAGGUGGAAAAAUCACUUAAGAGAAUGGGGAAGGUAUUAGACUUUGAUGAUUUCAAACGUGCAGUUAACGAUGCAAACUCUUCUAAAGUUGACAUGAGUAUCAAAGACUUUUUUGACUGGAAAGAUUUUAGUUCCAAAUACAAAAUUCAAAGGAAUAAUCCUAAACCAUAUUUGCAAGAUAUGUCACAUUUGGUAUUUAGGGAAGGAGAAUACGUAAUGUGCCAAACAAUUCAAGGAAGGAAUGCCGAAGCCUACUUCCAAACAUGAAUGCCGAGGAAUAUCCGAGACGAGGAAAAGUGACCUAAUCUCAAAACUACGGCCAAUUAUUCCUGAAAACCGUCUUAAAUUU
Molecule: messenger RNA, 870 nt
Organism: Onthophagus taurus
Lineage: Eukaryota; Metazoa; Arthropoda; Insecta; Coleoptera; Scarabaeidae
Source: RefSeq, a predicted model, not a curated record